Messenger RNA from Arabis nemorensis, 438 nucleotides. Lineage: Eukaryota; Viridiplantae; Streptophyta; Magnoliopsida; Brassicales; Brassicaceae. The record is from the annotation of a GenBank genome assembly.
AUGGCCACAGUUCUUUUUCCGAGGUCCCCAUUGGGACCAAACGACUUAGUAGACGAAACCACCUUCUCUGAUCCAAGUUUUUGUGAGGAGGAAAAGCUAAUGUAUGUACUUUCUAAGACUUUGGCCGAAGAUGCAGCAGUGCGGUUUGCCAAGGCCAACAAUAUCGACUUGAUAGUAAUGAAUCCAGCGCUUGUGACUGGACCAAUCUUGCAGCCAACUCUUAAUUUCUCAGUAGAUGUGAUUGUAGAAUUUAUAAAUGGUAAGAACUUUUUCAAUAGGUUUGUGGACGUUAGAGAUGUUGCUCUAGCUCAUGUCAAGGCGCUCGAGACUCCUUCGGCUAAUGGAAGAUAUAUCAUCGAUGGUCCGAUUGUGACAGCAAAUGACAUUGAGAAAGUUUUGCGCGAAUUCUUUCCUGAUUUGUGCAUUGAUGAUAAGUGA